Molecule: messenger RNA, 391 nt
Organism: Drosophila innubila
Lineage: Eukaryota; Metazoa; Arthropoda; Insecta; Diptera; Drosophilidae
Exons: 1
Coding region: 22-147 (41 amino acids)
Source: RefSeq, a predicted model, not a curated record
UGUUCGUAUAACUGUUUUAGAAUGUCUGAUGACUUUUUGGCAUUCUUGAAAUUCAGCAUGCAUUGCUUUAAAUAUAUCUACGUUUACUUUGUAUGUGUGAACAUUUUGGAGAAUCUUAUUCAAGGCCAUGAAGGUAAUUCCAGUUGAAGUCAAUGCCAAAAGAUUUCCUUAAAAUAGGAGUAAAAAGCUGCUGCUUUCCUCCUUACGAUUCGGAAGAGUUGCACCGAAGGAAUUCAAGAUGUCAAAGUCAUCACAUUAUAGUUGGCUGCCUGCACUUUGAUCUAAGAUGUGAAGCGCUGUGAAUAAAAGUAGCGGAUUUGAUAUUAUUUCACACACAUGUUGGAACAGUAAAAGUAGCAGUCAAAUAAGAGUUUUUAUAACCCUAAAUCAA